CUCCUUGGAAGGGGGCGAGGUCAUGAAGUUCCAGAGUUUCUGUACAAGCUGCAGCUUGGGGGAACAGGAGGCUUGCAAAAAUGGGCUCAUAUUCUUCACAUCUGUCCAAGAUCGAGGACGUGCAAGGAAUUAUCCAGGAGACAGGCUUCACUAAGGCUCACAUUUGUCGUCUCUACGAUCGAUUUGAAGAGUUGGACAAAAAUAACAAGGGAACGUUGAGCCGGGAAGAUUUCCAACGGAUUGGAGAGCUUGCUGUGAACCCACUUGGAGAUCGGAUAAUCAAUGCUUUCUUCCCAAACGAGAGGCAGACUCUGGAUUUCCGCUCAUUCAUCCGGAUCCUGGCGUGCUUCCGACCCACAGUGAAAGACAAGACCACCGAUCCCAAUGCACCAGAGCCGAUUAACAGUCGUACCAACAAGUUGCGGUUUGCUUUCCAACUGUAUGACCUGGACGGAGAUGGGAAAAUCUCCAGGGAGGAACUUCUUCAGGUGCUUCGUAUGAUGUUGGAGGCACAAGUUACGGAUGACCAACUGGAGAGCAUCACUGAUCGAACAAUCCAGGAGGCUGACCUGGAUGGAGAUGGCGCCAUCUCAUUUGAAGAGUUCCGAAAGUCACUCGAGAAUAUUAAUUUGGAGCACAAGAUGAGCAUUCGAUUUCUCCAGUAAUGCCUGGACUGCUGCCCAGCGGAAGGUUCGCCCAAGAUCUGUGUUCCUGAGGAGAGUAAAUGGACUGAGAUAGAAACUGCCGUGUUUUUGUUUCUGCUUUGAGAUUUCAAUGGCUUUCUUGAAUCCCUCUCACAUUUCGUUGAGUUUCUGCAGAGAGUUCGGGGUCUCUGCAGGGAGUGGGAGAUUUUGGCAUCAUUCCCAACCUGUCGAUCUGUUCUCUGGCAAAAUGGGGGAUUGCAAAUCCAUUUGGUGUUCUGGAAUCAAACAGCAGAAAAGUCAGCUAGGGUUUCCACUCUGGGCAGAAUUUAAUCCAUGCAAUGGGGGCGCUCUGCAUUGGCUGGAGAGCUGGUAAGAGUCCCACAUCUCUUCUAUUGGGGACAACACAUUGAAUUAACUUGCAUGAUCAACAGUGAACCUAGCCAGAGAUCCAGGAUCCUGGAAAUCCUGCAAUCCCCCCUGCCCGAGCAGAGGUGAACAAUUGUCUAUUGCAGGCAGCGCCACUGGGAGAGCGGUGGCUGGUGCUAGGAAUACAGUCACCUGAGGUUGCAGCUCACCAAAGGGAUCAAGCCACUGUUGAGUGUGGGUCAGAAGGUGGAGUGUGGAGGUGCUGUCAAUGUGUCCCACCUCUCCAAUGUCGGCUCCCUCAAUCAGGCACUAAGAGCCAAUGAGGUGGCUAGCUCGAGUCUAGAAAACCCAUCUCAGUCGAAAGUGCUUUGUCACAGUCAGUGUUCACAACAGGGAGUCUGAUGUGGGAUGAUGUCAGUCUAUUGUCCUUGGAAGCAAAUUGGGGGAGUCAUGGGGCAACCAAGUGCCAAGGUGGGCUGUUUAAAUGGCCUGUCUCAGUUCAAUAGGACUUCUUCCCUCUUGUUUGCUUACAUUUAAGCCCCCCAGCCAUCACAUCUCACACUCCAUCACAUUCCCACCUGCCCCACAUGUUACCUCCAUGUCAACUUGUGCCCAACAUACCCCAAUGGCCCCUCACAUCACCCUUGACAACUCUAACCGCUUCCAUUCUCAUUUAUCCAGUACAGGAUCAACAAAUCUUACAAUGGCACAUGAGGCUCUGCUUUUCCCAUUCAUAAUUCUAACCUUUUUAAAAGAAAACUCGCCACAAACCAAUAAAAAUGUUAAUCAACCAGACCUUUAAAGUAUCAAUAACAAAUUAUAAGUGUUUAUUUUGAGGAACACUGUGCCAUUGAUAAAAGUGAUCGCACAAAGCAGCUGAUGAUACUGUCAAAACCCUGUAAAUCUAAUUUAUACAUGUUACGCAACCCUGAGCGUAAAUACAGGGUAGGGGAAUGGGUCUGGAUGGAUUACUCUUCGGAGGAUUGGUGUGGUCUUGUUGGGCCAAAGGGCCUGUUUCCACACUGUAGGGAAUCUAAUCUAAUCAUGUCAGACCUCAUGCUUUGCUGAAGCCUUGACUCCCAUAAAAGGAUUGUGGGUAAGCUUGUUGACCGAGGUACAGAACAGAUUGACCACAGAAGUGCUCCCAAACAAAAUGCUCCCGAUAUGGAAAACUGACUGUGAUUUUGUUUUCUUAUUCCUUCAUGGGAUAUGAGCUCUUGUUGCCGAUCGUUAAUUGUCAUUAGGAGUCAACAGUGAACCACUGUCACAAACUGCCGCAGUCCAUAUAGUGUAGGGGCACUCUGUUGUUAGGGUGGGGGGAUGUCAGGCUAACCCAAUGACAAUUAAGGAACAGCAACUAUAGUUUGUUAUAAAAACAGAUCAGUACCCCAAAUUACUGACAGAUAAAUUGAAUCUUUAAGUACAACAUAUGUUUUUAAAAGAAAGACAUAAAAGUCAAAGAAUAGUUGAGGAUGUAAAUUCAGCAGCUGUCUACAAUCCCUAUGUGGAUUGCAAGGAAUCCAAGAGGAAUCAUGAAAUGUGAUACCCUGAAGAGUGUCAUGGGAACUUCAAACAGAAACACCUCAAAGGGAGAGAUGCCAUUCAGAAAACUAAGCUGUGUUCUCCCAUGGCUUAUGUCAUAGACUGAUGAAUUGAAAAAAAAAAGUCAGUUCUGGGCAAAAACCAUUUUUUUAAACCAUUCCAGAAGUAUAAAAGUAAGGUAAGAGUUACAAACUAGCCAUAACCCCGGUCUCUGUGUGUUAGUGUGCAAGUUUGUGGUUCAAGUUCUACUUGUGCUAUGAAGAGGCACAGAUGAAAUUUCCUCUAGAUGCUACAGGUAAAUGACAUAGCCUCCCUCUCGACUGAAACCAAGCCAAGUGAGCAAAUCCAUUGUUGAAAGAAAGUUAACAAAACCUUUCAGUUAACUGCAGAACAAAGGAUCUCCAAACUGCCAAAAGCAUUGCUGCCAGAAUCACCACCUUAACAUUUCACAAUUGAUUAUUCAUCGGCAAGUUGAAGAUCAGUUUUGCUUUUUGGUUUCACUUGACGCUUCUAAUCUGUGUGUAUGUUUGACACAUUUUAAUGAUUUUUUUGUGUGUUUUUAGUUGCUAAUAAACUCACUCUCCAUUUAA
Chiloscyllium plagiosum (whitespotted bambooshark) is the source of this 3142-nucleotide messenger RNA. It is a transcript of the gene chp2, whose product is annotated as calcineurin-like EF-hand protein 2. NCBI's taxonomy places the organism in Eukaryota, Metazoa, Chordata, Chondrichthyes, Orectolobiformes, Hemiscylliidae. The record is from RefSeq and is a predicted model, not a curated record. Gene Ontology annotation, molecular function: calcium ion binding.